CCUGCUUCGUCUUCUUCAUCUUCUUCUCCACUCUGAUUAAAACAAACUUGAAUCGGUGCACAAGUUCUCUGGCGAAUUGAGCUGCGUUUGCUUCCAAUUGCUUUCAAAAUUCUCCUCUAUAUCUCUCUCCAAUUGAUUCUGAGGUAUGGAAACUUGAUUGGAAGUAAUGAAUGCGAAUCACAACAACCUCUGGAGGGAUGGUCUUAUAUGCGCCUUCGAGUUUCAUCAAGCUCGUCGUAAGUCAACCAAGUACCACACCAGAAGCCUUCUUCAGUGUCAAGGAGGAGAUUCCCUUUAUACCUUAACGUAUCAUAAGAAGAAACAUGAAUUUAGAGAAGAAGAAGAAGAGGAGCACUCGAGGAGUUAUUGGAGACCAAUUGGUUGGGAUAGGCUCUCUGAGCUUGUUCAGACAGUGAAGGUUGAUGGUGACUGGUCAGCGCAGAAUGUUGAUGGAGAAGCCACUGUUGCUGAGCUGGCUGCUCCUUACUGGGAACGGCCACUCGCGGGUCCAACGUGGUGGUGCCACGUGGAUGCUAGCCAUCGAGGUGUUGCUUUGUGGCUGCGUGAGGCGCAGUGGUUGCAUCCGGCUGUUAGCGUUGCUCUGAGGGAUGAGAGCAAGUUGAUUAGUGAACGGAUGAAACAUAUCUUCUAUGAGGUUCCUGUUAGAGUAGCUGGUGGGCUGUUGUUUGAGCUGUUGGGGCAAUCAGUUGGUGAUCCUUUUAUCGAAGAAGAUGACAUUCCCAUUGUCUUGAGGUCAUGGCAGUCACAGAAUUUUGCAGUGACUGCAUUGCACGUUAAGGGGUUUGCCUCGAACAUUAGUGUGUUAGGUAUUACAGAAGUCCAGGAAAUGCUAAUUGCUGGUGGAGCCUGCAUUCCAAGAACCAUUCAUGAACUAAUAGCACAUCUUACAUGCCGUCUUGCUCGCUGGGAUGAUAGGCUAUUUAGGAAGUAUAUAUUUGGCGCAGCAGAUGAAGUUGAGUUGAUGUUUAUGAACAAGAGAAUGUACGAGGAUCUAAAUCUGUUUACUAUAAUCUUGAAUCAAGAAAUCAGAAGGCUUUCCACCCAGGUUAUAAGAGUGAAAUGGUCGCUUCAUGCUAGAGAAGAGAUUGUGUUCGAGCUGCUUCAGCAACUAAAAGGCAAUACAGCAAAAGGCUUGCUUGAAGGAAUAAGAAAGAGCACACGCGACAUGAUCAAUGAACAAGAAGCUGUCCGUGGUCGUUUAUUCACUAUCCAAGACGUAAUGCAAAACACAGUUCGAGCAUGGUUACAGGAUCGAAGCCUCACGGUUACACACAACCUAGGAAUCUUUGGAGGAGUUGGUCUUUUGCUGACAAUAGUGACUGGUCUAUUUGGGAUAAACGUAGAUGGCAUACCAGGAGCUGCAGAUUCUCCACAAGCCUUUGCGCUUUUCUCAGCCAUUCUUUUCUUCUCAGGUUUUGUUCUAGUGGUCGGAGCUCUGCUCUACCUUGGACUCAAGGAGCCAGAGGCAGAAGAGAACGUGGAGAUUAGAAAACAAGAGCUUGAUGAAAUGGUCAAGAAGUUUCAGCGAGAAGCCGAGUCUCAUGCUCAGGUUUUCCAGAAAGUUCCUCAGAAUAUUGAACGCACGGCUAGUAGUAGAAUGUUAGUACAUGAUCCAAAUGGUUACGUUCUCAUGGAAUGAAAUCAAAUAAAAGUUUGGUUUUCUUGAUGUUAAUUUGAAAUCAUAUGAAGAAUGUUAAUACAUUUGAUUCUAGUCAAGAAGAAACAAAAGUGAAAGAAUCCAUAAUAUAUGGAACCCAGCCCGCCUGGUUCACACCUGAACCAUUUGUGCAAUGUUAAUGAGCUAAUGUAAAGCCUAAUAACUAUAUUUGAGAGAUCUUAUUUGUCCUGGGACUUCUAUUUUGCAGGUUUAGAUUUUAUUA
Raphanus sativus (radish) is the source of this 1901-nucleotide messenger RNA. RefSeq lists its product as uncharacterized. Gene Ontology annotation, molecular function: metal ion transmembrane transporter activity. Gene Ontology annotation, cellular component: membrane. The transcript has 8 exons. Lineage: Eukaryota; Viridiplantae; Streptophyta; Magnoliopsida; Brassicales; Brassicaceae. The record is from RefSeq and is a predicted model, not a curated record. The coding region runs from base 167 to 1660 and encodes 497 amino acids. Gene Ontology annotation, biological process: metal ion transport; transmembrane transport.